AUGGCAGAGGCAAUUUUCAAGAAAGAAGAGGACUCCUUCUCAUGUCCAGUCUGUCUAGAUCUGUUGAAGGAUCCAGUGACUAUUCCCUGUGGACAUAAUUUCUGCAUGAGGUGCAUUGAGGGCUGCUGGGAUCAAGAGGAUCAGAGAGGAGUCUGCAGCUGCCCCCUGUGCAAACGCACCUUCACUCCCAGACCUACACUCUACAAAAAUCCUCUGAUUGCUGAAAUGGUGGAGACAUUUAGGAAGACCGGAAUCCAAGCUUCUCCUAUUACUCCCUCUAAUGCCGGACCUGGAGAUGUGGAGUGUGAUGUCUGCACUGGGAGAAAACUCAAAGCUGUGAAGUCCUGUCUGGAAUGUCUGGUGUCAUUCUGUGAAACUCACUACAAAGCUCACAAUGAACUUUUUCCUGGAAAAAAACACUCAGUGAUUGAUGCCACAGGCCAGCUACAGGACAGGAUCUGCUCUCAUCAUAAGAAGGUUUUUGAAAUAUUUUGUCGAACCGAUCAGAGUUGUAUCUGCUAUCUUUGCACGAUGGACGAACAUAAAGGCCAUAACACAGUCUCAGCUGCAGCAGAACGGACAGACAAACAGAGGCAGUUGGGGCAGACCCAGAGGAGAUUCCAGCAGAGAAUCCAGGAGAGAGAGAAGGAGCUGCAGGAGCUGAGGAAGGCUGUGGAGACUCUCAAGAGCUCUGCACAGACAGCAGUGGAGGACAGUGAGAGGAUCUUUACUGAGAUGAUCCGCUCCAUUGAGAGAAGGCGCUCUGAGGUGAAAGAGCUGAUCAGAGCUCAGGAGAAAGCUGAGGUGAGUUUGGCUGAAGGACUGCUGAAGCGACUGGAGCAGGAGAUUGCUGAGCUGAAGAGGAGAGAUGCUGAGCUAGAGCAGCUUUCACACACAGAAGAUCACAUCCAUUUGAUCAAGAAUUUCCCGUCAAUCAGAGACUCUCCUCACUCCUCGCCCAGCAUGACCUUCAACCAAAGUUUCUCUUUUGAGGCUGUGAAGGAAUCUGUCUCUGGAGUGAAGGUGCAGCUGGAGGACAUCUUCAGGCAGGAAGUAGUCAGGAUAUCUGCAGCAGUGACCAGAGAGGAGUUCUCACAGUACUCCUGUCACUUCACACUGGAUCCAAACACAGCACACAGAAACCUCCAUCUGUCUGAGGGGAACAGGAGGGUGGAGUGGAGAGAUGAGGUGCAGUCAUAUCCUGAUCAUCCAGAGAGAUUUAAUGGGUGGCCUCAGGUGCUGUGUAGAGAGGGUGUGUCUGGACGCUGCUACUGGGAGGUUGAGUGGAGUGGGGGGUGGGUAGAUAUAUCAGUCUCAUAUAAAAGCAUCAGCAGGAGAGGAGAGGGUGUUGAGUGUGGGUUUGGAUAUAAUGAUCAGUCCUGGGGUCUGUACCUCGCCAACUGUGGCUCUUUUUUCUGGCACAAUAAUAAAGAGACUAAACUCCCUCUAGUGGCCAGCUCCAGAAUAGGAGUGUAUGUGGAUCACAGGGCAGGAACUCUGGCCUUCUACAACAUCGACACAAUGACCCUCCUGCACAGAGUCCAGACCACAUUCACUCACACACUUUACCCUGGGUUUUUGCUUAAUUUUGUUGGCGCAUCAGUGAAGCUGCUGUGAUUGAGAUGUACAGAUGCUGAAUCCAGACUACAUUCACCCAGCCUCUCUACCCUGGGUUUAGGGUUAGACAUUAGAUCACCAGUGAAGCUGUUGUGACUCUGGGGUGGAGCGCUGGGGUGACCCCACGUAUUGACUGGUGUGGUGGUGGUCUGGGAAGAAAACGAUGCUCUGCAGAUGACAUCUGAGGCCAAACUUAAAUUGUAUUUACAAUCCAAAAUUGGGAUGAUGAAUAAAAUGCAAAUAAAGACAGAAAGAAGCAAUUUGUUAAAUUACCUUUUUUGUAGUAGUAGUUACCUUGAUUACAGUUUUUCUCAAUAGCUUACACAUUAUAACUGGGCCUGUUAACUAAACAUCCCAAACCAUGACGCCAUCUACCAAAAGACAGACUAAUUUCCCAAAACUACAAAACACUAUCACCCUGUUUUCACACAUGAUUCAGAUUGAACUUUUUGUGUAAAACUCUACACACAAAUCCCUUCAUAUAUCACUGGCUGCACCGUGUGCUCAUUUAGUAAACACUGGCAUUCAAUUUCAUUAACUCAAGUCAUCACAGCUCAAACCCAACACACAAUUCCCCAGGUGGAAACACGAAGAGUCAAAAGUGGUCACACACCAUUCAGAACCUCAGGAUAGGUAGAUUAAUGGGCCAUGGGCCAAUCAGAACCUCAGGAUAGGUAGAUUAAUGGGCCAUGGGCCAAUCAGAACCUCAGGAUAGGUAGAUUAAGGGGCCAUGGGCCAAUCAGAACCUCAGGAUAGGUAAAUUAAUGGGCCAUGGGUCACUUCACUUGUGUUGGAACAAUGGAUCCCCAAAGAUCACAAAGUACAACAUUUAUUUUUUUCAUUGGUUUAUAUUGUUAAAUACAUGGAAAUUAUUUUACUGUAUUCAACGUUCUUUACAUAUCAGUUGCAUAUUUUUUAUAGGUUUCAACUUAUUUUACUACAGUACAUUGACUUCUGAAAAUGUAUCCAUGUGUUGUGUCUUUAUAUUGUGUUCAUCAUGUGGAGAGGUUGUUCUGGGGGGAAACCAUAAGCGCCUUCACUCAUCGCUUUUUUGAAUUUAUUUACAACCCUAAAUUAGGAUGAUGAAUAAAAUGCAAAUAAAAACAGAAUGAAGUCAUUUGUUAAAUUACUUCGAUUUAGAUUACAUUCAGUGAAGCUGCUGUGUCUGACAUAUCUAGAUACUGUUAGCACAUACAUCUCACACAUGAAAUAAUUUAACACAUCACUCACACUUAAGGAUCUAGCAGCUGGGCCUGAGAAUCUUUGAUCUUGGGGACAACAGACUGAAUCCAUCCCACAUCUCUGGACCCCAGCUAUUACAAUAUCUAGACCUCUGCUGUAACACAUGCAGUAUCACCACAGCAGAAAUAAGCCAUUGUGUGUGAAAGGUUUUGAUGAGCUCUGUGUUGCAUAACCUCCCUCUCCCAAGUGUUUAGUCCCUCUGUUAUUGCAUACACGUUCUGAUAUCUGGUUGAGAAAAUGUGUUUCUCUGUUUCUUUAUUAAUGCCGUUAUAAUGAGACCAGUAUGUUUUAAAAUGUUUCUAGUGCAAAAUGGUGAAUAAAAAGU
Messenger RNA from Clupea harengus (Atlantic herring), 3184 nucleotides. Its product is annotated as tripartite motif-containing protein 16-like. Gene Ontology annotation, molecular function: protein binding. The record is from RefSeq and is a predicted model, not a curated record. The transcript has 6 exons. Lineage: Eukaryota; Metazoa; Chordata; Actinopteri; Clupeiformes; Clupeidae. Bases 1 to 1617 code for a protein of 538 amino acids.